Molecule: messenger RNA, 3273 nt
Organism: Oryzias melastigma (Indian medaka)
Lineage: Eukaryota; Metazoa; Chordata; Actinopteri; Beloniformes; Adrianichthyidae
Gene: mynn
Product: myoneurin
Exons: 9
Coding region: 195-2321 (708 amino acids)
Biological process (GO): regulation of transcription by RNA polymerase II
Cellular component (GO): nucleus
Molecular function (GO): protein binding; DNA-binding transcription activator activity, RNA polymerase II-specific; RNA polymerase II cis-regulatory region sequence-specific DNA binding
Source: RefSeq, a predicted model, not a curated record
GCUGCGUAGUUUAUCUUGACUUAGCCAAAGAGUAACCGUCAAAAAUGUUAUCGCGAGAUCUUGUGCGUCAUACGGAUAAUGGCAGGAGAUCUCGGAUAUUAAAGAAUCUGCAAACUGAAUUGAAGAGGUGAAGCUGUGACCCUUCAGCACCACUCACUCUUUUGACCUCCUCCUCUGGUGUUCCUGCAGCAGCGAUGGCUCAUCUCUCCGGCCACGGGAAGCUGCUGCUCCAGCGCCUGUAUCAGCAGCGGGAGAUGGACUUUCUGUGUGAUAUCACCAUAAUGGUGAAGGACGUGGAGUUCAGAGCUCACCGCAACAUUUUGGCUGCCUUCAGCAAGUACUUUUACUCCCAGGCUGAGAAAGGCGUAGAAGUCAUAACUCUGGACCCUGACAAGGUUAGCCGGUACUCUCUGGAGAAGCUUCUGGAGUUCAUCUACACCGGCCAGAUGAAUCUAAGCAGCACCAGGAAGGAGGCGGUGCGGCGAGCCGCUGUGUUCCUGGGAAUGCCAGAGGCUACCAAAUAUCCGGAGGAAUUCCCUCACUGCUCAGAGCCGAGCGAAACCUCCGAGGCGGAUAAAGAGGGUCUGUCUCCCCGCAGCGCCUGCUCUGACGGCAGCCCCAGCUCCCCCGUCCCCCUGUCCAUCAUCUCCAUUGGUGGAGACUGGAAAGCUGAGGAGGGAGAUUCCAGAGUCCAGGAUCCUGACUUCCAAGAUGAGGAUUUUGAGAUUGUGGGCAAAAGCGAUGAAGAGUACAUGCCUCAAGUGCAAAGUUUUGGCACCGCCAGGAGAGGCAGGAGGCCGAAGAACUUUACCUGCAAGCAGGAGCAGCCAAACGUAGCUGACAGCACCCCCAAAAUCCAGAGUUCAAGGGGGAGGGGCAGACCCAGGGGCAGUGGAAGAGGAAGAGGAAGAGGAAGAGGAGCAUCCAAAAGCCAGGACCUUUCUCUAGGAGACUCAGACACAAGUCUGAAGGACUUUGGAGACACCUCCGCUGACUGGAGCCCCUCCCAGGGGGAGGAGUCACUUCCCAAAAAGCCUCGCCUGAGCUUUGGGAGGAGGAGGAAAGGGCGAGGCAGAGGGAGGGGGCGGGGCAGGAGGGUCAAAGAAGUAGAAUUUGAGGAAGAGGAUGAGGAUGACGAGAGCGUGGAGGGGGUGUUGGAAGAUGAGGUCGAGGAGGGGGAAAUCAGGGAUCGGGACCCGUCGGACCUGAGCGAUCUGACGCUGAGCUGCAGUGAGUGCAACAAACUGUUCAAAGACGUCAGCAGCCUGCGGCGCCACGAGAAGAUCCACAAGGGCCUCAAACCCUUCUCCUGCAUCUUCUGCUCCAAGACCUUCAGGCAGGCCACGCAGCUCAAGACACACCUGCGCAUCCACACAGGUGAGAAACCGUUCAAUUGCUCCAGCUGUGACAAAUGUUUCGCCCAGAAGUGCCAGCUGGUGGCUCAUCGGAGGAUGCACCACGGAGAGGAGAAGCCCUACACCUGUGAGCGCUGCGGCUUCAAAUUCGCCACGUCCUCCAACUACAAAAUCCACAUCAGGCUGCACAGCGGCGAAAAGCCUUACGUCUGCGACAUCUGUGGUCAGGCCUUCGCUCAGUCCAGCACGCUCACGUACCACAAGAGGAGGCACACGGGAGAGAAACCGUACCAGUGCGACCUGUGCGGCAUGUCUUUCUCCGUCUCCUCCUCGCUCAUCGCUCAUGCUCGCAAGCACACAGGAGAGACGCCCUACAAAUGUUCACAGCCAAAAUGUGAUGCCAAGUUUGUCACGUCGUCUGAGCUGAAGAAGCACAUGCGCCGACUUCAUCCAGACGGGAACUCUGGGGUGCAGUGUCUUCUGUGUGGAAACCGAUUCGCCAGCGUGAAAAACAUGAUCAAACACCAGGAGAAGGCUCAUGCGGACGAAGUGCGGCAGCACAAAGAGAGAGCUCGAGCAGUGGUGCUCCUGGCCUCCAGCCACCCGGUGGCGUUCGUGCAAAGCAAGCUGUCGCAAGAGAACAAAGGUUUGGCUUCCGUUCCUGAGGGGGAGCCGCCCAACCCCGAACCCGCCACCCCUAACCCCAAAGCCCCCGCGCCGGCCGCAGCCUCCUCCUCAGACGCCACCGACACCUCCAUCAUCCAAGAACUGAAGCCGGAGCCGUCCGCCCUCCCCCUCUCCACCGCCGAGCAGGUGACCUUCGAUCAGGAGCAGACCAUCAACUCGGACACCCUCCACGCUCUGGUGGAGCAGCUGCGGCCCCCGCCGUCGCCCGCUCAGAGCCUGGAGCAGAUCGUCAUCAUCAGGACGGUGGACACCGCGGACAGUAACCCUCCCCAGCAGUGAGGGGGCGCUGUCCCUCUGCCAAGAACAACGGCUGCGAUAAAGACUCUUUCUCAACGCAGAAAGAGAUGAAGCGGUGAAUUCUAAUCCAGAUUGUGUCUCAUAUUAAUGCCAUUUUAAUCUCCCAAAUUAUUCAACAGAUGAAUCCACUGCACUGGUGGAGAGACGACUUAACAUCUUCAUCGUUUCAGAUCACGUUCAGUUCUUAUCUGAAAAACACAAAGUUCUUUUGUAUAAACUUAGUAUUGAUCUGAAACGCUGCAAGCCUUUAACGAGGUCGUCAGGAAAAAAUAGGUCUUUCCCGUUCUGUCAUGUUCACUGUGGAGAUAUUUCAUGCCUCAACAAAAGAAGUGAACUUUAUUCUUCAGUGUAUUGUAUUUAAUCUGAUGGGUUUUGUAUAAAUAAGUUUAAAAUGAAAAUGAAAAGAUGCUAAUUCCAUCUUUCUAAUAAAAACUCUGGGGUUUUUGCUGUAAAAAUGUUUUAUUUUCUGCCAUUUGUGAUCCUCCUUUAAUGGCAUUCUUUCUGCUAAUUUUUCCAGAGCUAAGUUAAGUGAGAGGAUUUGUAGAAAGAAUAGAUUUGUCUCUCAGUCCAAAAACAGUUUGCAUAAUAUCUCAGUGUGAUCCCAUUAUGGGGUGAUAGAAUAAAAACUGUGGUUUUGGUUUCUGGCUUCUGAUUUCAUGUUCUGUUUUCAAAGGUCUGCAGCUGUUGAAGAUGAAGUGGUCCAAAGCAGCUCCUGCAUCACAAUGUGUGUUUUUAAUGAGUUAGAUGUUACAGAGUUGGGUUUAGGGGCUGCCUUUGAAUUUAGUCUUAAGGUUUUAAAGUUCUGUUCUGAUCACUGAGGUUGAAGCACUACUUGUCAGGACCGUGUUGAAGCCGACAGUUUUGUGAAAACUGUACAACAAACAGGAAAUAAAGUUGAAUCCAAACGCUGGACUAUCACGUCAGUGUUCAGGGA